AUGCCCAUGAUGAUCAGGAAAUGUGAAAGCAUGCUACUUUACAACGAUCAUGAAAUACUUGAGGCAUGUGAUAAGUGGGGAUUUUUUGUCAUAUUCGAACUUGGUUAUUCCAGGCAGUGCGAAACAGCACCAGGCCAUCACGCCGCCCUAUUCAAUGAAAAUUUACGUGACUAUAUGACUCUGCCAAAAUUCAACAAGCUUGGUACGAGUGCCACGAUAAAGGCACAUUCCUGCCUUGAUGUAUUUCCUCACAAUUUAAUUUUGAGACGCAUUUCAUGUUUUAGACCCCAGGCCACCAUCACGUGUCAGCACCACGUGUCACUGUCACACAUGACCCAUACAGUUAUCAGCUCUUGA
This is a messenger RNA of Helobdella robusta, 357 nucleotides long. RefSeq lists its product as hypothetical. Lineage: Eukaryota; Metazoa; Annelida; Clitellata; Rhynchobdellida; Glossiphoniidae. The record is from RefSeq and is a predicted model, not a curated record. The coding region runs from base 1 to 357 and encodes 118 amino acids. The transcript is spliced from 3 exons.